Messenger RNA from Cavia porcellus (domestic guinea pig), 477 nucleotides. RefSeq names its product keratin-associated protein 9-1-like. The record is from RefSeq and is a predicted model, not a curated record. Gene Ontology annotation, cellular component: keratin filament. The transcript has a single exon. Lineage: Eukaryota; Metazoa; Chordata; Mammalia; Rodentia; Caviidae.
AUGACCCACUCCUGCUGCUCCCCUUGCUGCCAGCCCACAUACUGCAGGACCACCUGCUGCAGGACCACCUGCUGGAAAUCAGCCUGCAUCACCAGCUGCUGCAGCGCCCCCUGCUGCCACCCCAGCUGCUGUGGCCAAACCAGCUGUGGCUCCAGCUGCUGUCAGCCCUGCUGUCAGACCACCUGCUACACUACCUGCUUCAAGCCCAACUGUGUGACCAGCUGCUACAGCACCACUAUCUGCCAGCCUAGGUGCUGUGUUUCCAGCUGCGGCCAGCCCACCUGCUGCCAGCCCAGCUGCUGUUAGUCCAGCUGUUGCCAGCCCAGCUGCUGUCAGUCCAGUUGCUGUGACCAAGGCAGCUGUGGAUCCAGCUGCUACCAACCCUGCUCCCAGCCCACCUGCUGCAGGACCACCUGCUGGAAGCCCACCUGUGUGACCAGCUGCUGCAACUCCCCCUGCUGUCAGCCCAGCUGCUGA